Mesorhabditis belari is the source of this 1590-nucleotide messenger RNA. The record is from the annotation of a GenBank genome assembly. NCBI's taxonomy places the organism in Eukaryota, Metazoa, Nematoda, Chromadorea, Rhabditida, Rhabditidae.
AUGGCCUUCAACUUUAUUCUCAGCUUCACCAUUUCCCUCGUUUUGGCAUUAGAAGAAGAUUGCGGGAAGUGUGAUCUUCGUUCAUCUUGGUGUCGAACGUGGACAAAUGGGACGACGAGUUGCGAGUGUAGACAGGGAUUUAAACUCGAUGGAGAAGGGCACUGUUUAUUGUCGAAAGAGUUGCAAGAAGGUGGAGGAUUGGAAAGUCUCGGAAAAGAGUCCACUGAGGAUUGUGAAUUGGGACAAGCCGAGAAAAUGGCUACCAGAAUUCUUACUGAUAUCCUCGCGAAAUACGAUAAGAAUAUGGUGCCGAAGAUGAGAGGAGUUGAUGUGGAUGUGGAGUUGCUGAUACAAAGAGUUUCACAGAUUGACGAGAUUCAGAGUUCUUCAACGAUGCACAUUCUCUUCUCACAGAUUUGGCAUGAUCCGGCACUGUCGUUUGAGCAUGAAGAAGGAGCUCACUGCUUGACGAAUCUCUCACUUUCACAUCGAAUGGUUGACAGUAUUUGGCUUCCAAAUGUCUGCAUUGUCAAUAGUAAAGAUUCGAAAAUUCACAAUUCUCCGACUCCAAACAUAUUCUUAGCCAUUUUCCCUAAUGGAACCGUUUGGAUGAACUAUCGGAUAGUUGUCGAAUCUCCGUGUGAGAUGGAUUUUGCCACUUUUCCCAUGGAUCGAGUAAUUUGCCAAACGAUUUUCGAGAGCUAUUCUUUCAAUGUCGGCAAGGUUCGUUUACAUUGGAAACGUCAUGGAGAUCCGGUGGAUUUUAUCGAAAAAGUUCAAUUGCCCGACUUUCACAUGACGACUUUUAUCCAUGAGAAAGUCACCUAUCAAUAUCCGGCUGGCGUUUGGGAUCAGCUAAACAUCAAGAUGAUGUUCCGUCGUUCGUAUGAAUUCUAUAUCAUCCAAGUCUAUCUUCCCACAUAUUGUAUGGUUCUCAUCUCGUGGAUCUCCUUUUGGCUGGAUAGGAGGUUGAAAUCUUUACCGGCUCGGGUGACCCUUGGCGUCUCGUCGAUGAUGGCGUUGACUUUACAGUAUGCAAAUAUCUCGAAGAGCUUGCCGAAAAUCUCCUACAUUAAAGGCCUUGAUUAUUUCACUUUCGGGUGUAUGGGUUUCAUCUUUUUGUCUAUCGUUGAGUUGGCUCUCGUUGGAUGGUUGGAGAAUCGAAGAGAGCAAAUGAGCGAAGAGUUUCUCUCCGAGGAGGAGCUGAGGAAAAAUGUCGCUCAACGAACUUUUUCCAUCAAGUCGAUGCGAUCUGGAUAUGGUCGUUCGCUGCGACCAACAUUCACCGAAUCGAACUGCGCCUCGCCCGAUGAGGGAGCCUGGCAAAAACAGACGUAUGUGGGUGGACAAGAGCCCCGACCACCCGAGAGCACAGCUGAGGCUGAGAAAGAAUCAGAAAACAAUCAGAUGUUAGUCUUUGUGAGAAAUGCGCGCGGGUCGAGGAAACGCCGGAAAAAGCUGGUCGCCGCGAAAUUAUUCACCAAGUGGACAGGAGAAGAUAUGGAUAGAUUCUGUCAAAAGCUCUUCCCGAUCACGUUCACUUUCAUGAAUCUCAUCUAUUGGAUGUACUAUACAGCAAAAGCUAAAGAU